Molecule: messenger RNA, 1759 nt
Organism: Camelina sativa (false flax)
Lineage: Eukaryota; Viridiplantae; Streptophyta; Magnoliopsida; Brassicales; Brassicaceae
Product: signal recognition particle subunit SRP54 1
Biological process (GO): SRP-dependent cotranslational protein targeting to membrane; SRP-dependent cotranslational protein targeting to membrane, translocation
Cellular component (GO): signal recognition particle, endoplasmic reticulum targeting; cytosol
Molecular function (GO): GTPase activity; 7S RNA binding; GTP binding
Source: RefSeq, a predicted model, not a curated record
UGGGGAUUAAAAAAUUGGGAAUUAAAAAAAGAAGAUUCUAGAACCAAAAACGCUCAUCUUCUCCCGCCGUACAUCCGACAAAAGAUCUCUGACUCUGAUCAAAACUUGAGCCCUAAUUCCCUUUGAUCUUUGUUGAAUCGCACAGAGCAGCGAGAAGAUGGUGUUGGCGGAGCUAGGUAGCCGGAUUACCCAGGCGAUACAGCAGAUGAACAAUGUGACAAUUAUCGAUGAAAAGGCUCUGAAUGAUUGCUUAAACGAGAUAACUCGCGCUUUGCUCCAGUCCGAUGUUUCUUUCCCUCUUGUGAAGGAGAUGCAGACCAAUAUUAAGAAGAUCGUUAACCUCCGCGAUCUAGCAGCUGGCCACAACAAGCGCCGGAUCAUUGAGCAGGCUAUCUUCAAUGAACUGUGUAAGAUGUUGGAUCCAGGAAAGCCUGCAUUUUCCCCCAAAAAGGCCAAACCUGGUGUUGUUAUGUUCGUAGGAUUACAAGGUGCUGGGAAAACAACAACGUGUACCAAGUAUGCUUAUUACCAUCAGAAGAAAGGGUACAAACCAGCUCUUGUGUGUGCGGAUACUUUCAGGGCAGGUGCUUUCGAUCAGCUUAAACAGAAUGCCACCAAGGCUAAGAUCCCCUUUUAUGGAAGCUACACAGAAUCCGAUCCUGUGAAAAUUGCUGUGGAGGGAGUUGAGAGGUUCAAGAAAGAAAAGUGUGAUCUUAUUAUUGUUGACACCAGUGGUCGCCAUAAACAAGAAGCUUCUCUCUUUGAAGAAAUGCGUCAAGUUGCUGAAGCAACGAAACCAGAUCUUGUUAUAUUUGUUAUGGAUAGCAGUAUUGGUCAAGCUGCAUUUGAUCAAGCUCAAGCAUUUAAGCAAACUGUUGCUGUUGGAGCUGUAAUCAUUACUAAGAUGGACGGCCAUGCUAAGGGUGGUGGUGCUCUUAGCGCUGUUGCAGCUACAAAAAGUCCUGUGAUAUUCAUUGGAACAGGAGAGCAUAUGGAUGAGUUUGAAGUGUUUGACGUCAAACCAUUUGUCAGCCGUCUCUUAGGAAUGGGUGAUUGGUCUGGUCUCGUGGAUAAAAUACAAGAGGUAGUACCUAAAGAUCUACAGCAUGAACUUGUAGAAAAGGUCUCUCAGGGUAAUUUUACGUUGAGAACUCUGUACGAGCAGUUCCAGUGCACACUGAAUCUUCCACUUAAUCAGCUUUACUCGAUGCUGCCUGGAAUUAGUGCUCAAUUGAUGCCGAAAGGACAUGAAGAAGAAAGCCGAGCAAAGAUGAAGCGAUACAUGACAAUGAUGGAUUCUAUGACAGAUAAAGAACUGGACAGCUCAAACCCAAAGGUGUUUAGCGAGUCAAGGAUAAUGCGGAUAGCGAGAGGGUCAGGGAGGUUUGUAAGAGAAGUGAUGGAGAUGUUGGAAGAGUACAAGAGGAUAGCAAAGACUAUGAAAGGGAUAAAAAUACCAAAGAAUGGAGACAUGAGCAAGGUCAUACCGCCUCAGAUGUUAAAACAGAUAGGCGGCAUGGGUGGUCUGCAGAGUCUCAUGAAGCAGAUGGGUUCGGCUAAGGACAUGAUGGGAAUGUUUGGUGGUAGAGACAAGUAGUUUCUAUCUCCCUUGCGGUCACUGGUGAAACUUACAUAUAAGAAAAUGGGAGAUUUAUAUAUAUAAAAUCAGGAAGAAGAUAAUGUGUUUAACACAUUCUAAUGACUAAAAAUGCUUAAUUGUUGUCUCAAAAACAUACAAUCAAUUAUAUUUAGAACUACU